Calypte anna (Anna's hummingbird) is the source of this 3773-nucleotide messenger RNA. RefSeq names its product endothelin converting enzyme 1 (gene ECE1). Gene Ontology annotation, cellular component: plasma membrane. The transcript is spliced from 18 exons. Gene Ontology annotation, biological process: peptide hormone processing. Lineage: Eukaryota; Metazoa; Chordata; Aves; Apodiformes; Trochilidae. The coding region runs from base 66 to 2333 and encodes 755 amino acids. The record is from RefSeq and is a predicted model, not a curated record. Gene Ontology annotation, molecular function: metalloendopeptidase activity.
UGCCGGGGCUCAGCGGGCGCUCGCCCCAGGGGGGGCUGCGGCCGGCGGGAGCGGGGGGGUCAGCCAUGAUGUCGACCUACAAGAGGGCGACGCUGGAUGAUGAAGACCCCCUGGACUCCAUCAGUGAAGGCGAUGGGUACCCCAAUGGCUUCCAGGUGAAUUUCCGCGGGUCGAGGAGCAGCCCCGGGUGCUGGGCUGAGCGGACGCGGGCCGAGAAGCAGCUGGUGGUGCUGGUGGGGGUGCUGGCAGCUGUGCUGGCUGCCUGUCUGCUGGGCCUCAUCCUCCAGUACAGAGCCCGGCCACCCUCCAUGUGCCUGUCAGAAGCCUGCAUCUCUGUCACCAGCUCCAUCCUCAGCUCGCUGGACCGGGCUGUCAAUCCCUGCGAGGACUUUUUCAGCUAUGCCUGUGGGGGCUGGAUCAAGGCCAACCCCCUCCCUGAUGGCCACUCACGCUGGGGCACCUUCAACAACCUUUGGGAGCACAACCAGGCCAUCAUGAAGCAUCUUCUGGAAAACACCACGGCCAACGUGUCGAGUGAGGCGGAGCGCAAGGCACAGCGUUAUUACCAGGCCUGCAUGAACGAGAGCAAGAUAGAGGAGCUGCGGGCCACCCCACUCGUGGAGCUCAUUCAAAAGCUGGGUGGUUGGAACAUCACAGGUCCCUGGGCUGGUGACAACUUCAACGCGACGCUGCGGGAGGUGACGGCGCAUUACCGCACCUCCCCCUUCUUCUCUGUCUACGUCAGUGCUGACUCCAAAAACUCCAACAGCAACGUCAUCCAGGUGGAUCAGUCAGGGUUAGGCCUGCCAUCCCGGGAUUACUACCUGAACAAGACAGAGAAUGAGAAGGUGCUGGCUGGGUACCUGAACUACAUGGUGCAGCUGGGGAUGUUCCUGGGAGGCACUGAUGAGGAGUCGACACGGCAGCAGAUGCAGCAGAUCUUGGACUUUGAAACAGCCUUGGCCAACAUCACCAUCCCACAGGAGAAGCACCGGGAUGAGGAGGUCAUCUACCAUAAAAUGACAGCUGGAGACCUAAAGGAGCUGGCACCAGCUGUGGACUGGAUGCCCUUCCUCUCCACCGUCUUCUACCCUGUGGAGCUCAACGAAUCAGAGCCUGUCGUGGUCUAUGCCAAGGAGUACCUGGAGCAGGUCUCUGACCUCAUUCUGGCCACUGAUAAAUGUCUCCUCAACAACUACAUGAUCUGGAACCUAGUACGGAAAACCAGCCCCUUCCUUGACCAGCGCUUCCAGGAUGCUGAGGAGAAAUUCAUGGAAGUGAUGUAUGGGACAAAGAAGACCUGCCUGCCACGCUGGAAGUUUUGCAUCAGUGACACUGACAACAACCUGGGCUUUGCCCUGGGGGCCAUGUUUGUCAAGGCCACCUUCGCCGAGGACAGCAAGCAGGUGGCAGAGGAAAUGAUUGCAGAGAUUAAAACAGCCUUUGAGGAAAGCCUGGAGACCCUGCAGUGGAUGGAUGAAGAGACAAGGAAAUCAGCUAAAGAGAAGGCAGAUGCCAUCUACAACAUGAUUGGCUACCCCAAGUUCAUUAUGGACCCCAAGGAGCUGGAUAAAGUCUUUAAUGAUUACGAGGCUGUGUCUGAUCUCUACUUUGAGAAUGUCAUGCAGUUCUACAACUUCUCAGCCCGGGUCACUGCUGACCAGCUCCGGAAACCACCAAACCGGGACCAGUGGAGCAUGACUCCUCCAACAGUCAACGCCUACUACUCUCCCACCAAGAACGAGAUUGUCUUCCCCGCUGGCAUCCUUCAGGCCCCUUUUUACACCCGUGCAUCUCCCAAGUCGCUGAAUUUUGGUGGGAUCGGCGUGGUGGUUGGCCACGAGUUGACGCACGCCUUUGAUGACCAAGGUCGGGAAUAUGACAAGGAUGGCAACCUCCGUCCCUGGUGGAAGAACUCCUCUGUGGAGGCCUUCAAGCGGCAGACAGCCUGUAUGGUGGAGCAGUACGGCAACUACACUGUCAACGGCGAGGCUGUCAACGGCAAGCACACCCUUGGGGAGAACAUUGCUGACAACGGGGGCCUCAAGGCUGCCUACCGGGCAUAUCAAAACUGGCUGAAGAAGAAUGGGGAUGAGGAAACCCUGCCAACCCUCGGCCUCACCAAUCACCAGCUUUUCUUCGUUGGCUUCGCACAGGUGUGGUGCUCAGUUCGUACACCAGAGAGCUCACACGAGGGGCUCAUCACCGACCCCCACAGCCCCUCGCGCUUCCGGGUCAUCGGAACCGUCUCAAACUCCCGGGAAUUUGCCGAGCAUUUCGGUUGCCCCCUCGGCUCCCCCAUGAACCCCCCCAAGAAAUGCGAAGUCUGGUGACAGGCGAGGGCUCCAGGGAUCCAGCUGCCAAUGGCUUCGUCCUCUGCCCACAGCUGAAUUUUCCUGGUCCUUUUCAGAGGCUCAAACCACUUCUCCGUGCCACGAGCUGCCCAGGUCUCAGCCAGAGCGGCGUCCCCGGUAUCAUCCGAGGUUCAACCCACUGUGAAAAUUCCUCAUCCCCUCGUUUCUCUGGGAAAUGACUUCGAUUUGGGGGUCUUCUCUUUCCCACCACGAGUGGGGCACGUGUGUCUGUGGGUGCUAUCCCAUAGUCACACACGCAGUGCUCCAGCCUCACCCACACCCCUGGCAAAAUUUCUCUUUUUUUAAUUUUUUUUUUAACUUUUUAAGUUUUUUUUUUUUAUUUUUAAUUUUUUUUUUUUUUUUUUUUUUGAGGCAAUAAAGGGAGCAUCACGAUGCCAGUGGGUUGGGCUGCAUGUCCAAACACACCCGACGUACUCUCCUCUCUCCAAAGAUGCGCACACGAGGAUGGAAAAUAUUUUAAGAUAUAUAUUUUUUAAGGGGGGAAAUAUAUAUUUUUUUUUUUCAUGCAUUGUGGAAUACACUGGAAAAAUUCAGGGAAAAUGCAUUUGAAAGCCUUUUUUUUUUUUUUUACUAAAAGAUAAGUAUAUUUAUUAAUUUUAAUUGUUUUUUUUUUUAAACUCUGUGCAUGUGUAAGUGCAGCACCCUGUGCUGGCAGUCCCUUGACCAGGGAAGCUGGAUGGGGCUGCAGAUGAAACCAGCUGGCUCCUUAUUCCAGUUUCUCUGUGAGGGAGUGUCCUCAGAGGGUGCUGCUGGGGGAACUGGGGACAGUGGUCUUGGGGCCAGGGCUUGGAGGAUGCUGCAGGUGGCAGAAAGGUUCUGCUGGGAUGCUUCAGCUCCUGGGAUUAGCUUUAAUUUCAGAGUGAGAAGGGAAAAGUUGAUGUGCCAAAGAUGUAACCAAGGUGGUGAUGGUCUGGGUGAAGCACCCAAUUCUUCCUCCUCUCUCCUUUCAAGCCAGGUCAGCCUUGAUUUCCUGGCCCAAAAGCUUCCCUGGACAAGUGCAGGUGGUUCCUGCUGCUUCUUCACUCACUGCCAUGCCUGGCCUCUGUGCCUGGGAAACUGCAAACCCCAAAAUCACCACGCAGCCCCAAAUCUCCAUCCCUCUGCAGCUGGUUUGGGAGAUCUGCCUGGGAUGGGGGCAAGGGGCUUCCUUAAAGCCUUUUUUGUUUUGUUGUGUUUUUUAUACUCCUUUUGCUGAUUUGAGAGGAAACCACUGACAGUAGCUCAGGUGCUGUGUGUUGUCUCAUGGGGCAUCUUCUUGCUCUGGAGAGAAAGCAAAGCUGUGGAGGGAUUUUUAAUAUUUAUAUGUAAAAGGAGGGAUGGGGGGAGGGCUCUUUUGUAACUAUUUUUUCACCCUAUACGUGGGGCUUACCAUAAGUGAAAUAAUAAAUACUUUUUACU